CUUUACUUAAGUACAACAACACACCAGCCAGGUUAGUGCGUUUUUUUAGCAGCGAUCGGUGGCUGGGACAUCUCGACCCAACCACCUGGGAAAUAUUUACCCACUUGGAAGUACAUAGUAGCAGCUUUAUCUGCCCGUCUGUCCGAACCUACGAGACUGAUUGAUCAAUCCUCAACUCUCGCUCGACUUUCUUUCCCUUGCCGCUUCAGCUAGCUACAUUCUCGCCCAUGUUGGAUAGACUAUCUUCAUUUGCCAAUUCACAUCUCAUCUCUAUCAUUUCUUUUUGUCGGCUUGUGCCUCCCUUGGACUCUCGGUUCUGGCGUCAGUCAACCAGUCUUUUAAGUCUCUUUUAAGUCUGAAACCCCUCCCGGCCACUGAACUGAACGUAACCUCAAGGUCGUCAUCGUAAAACAACGGCGAUGGACCCUUACACCGCCGCCGCCAACUCCCAGCAGUCACAGCCACCGCCGCACUCGCAGCCACCACUGCAACAGCGGGAUUCACCUCGGGGCGUGACUCUAGAGGACAGGCCUAUGAACUCCCACCGCCGAAACAACUCUCACUUCGGUAGUCACGACGACUUCUACGCAUUCCUCGACAGCAACCGUGGUCCAUCAAUGGCGCCCAUGGGCACCAGCGUCAGCAGUGCCGGAGAGAGGAGCCCCCCUCCGGCACCCAUGCCACCAACUCAACAGCAACAACAACAACAACAGCAGCAGCAGCGGAAUAAUAUACCCAGCCAGAGCCGCCCGCCCGUGACCAACAUCUUCCCAGAGCGCUCGCGUCUCUCCACCGGCUCAUACUCUGGCAGCCGGUCCGAGGAAAUCCUCGUCGACAGGAACUCGGGUGCUAAGAUGGCUCGUCAGACCCAGCGACGUGGUGCCCCUACAUCAAAACAGCCUGCGAGAUCACAGCAGCGCACCACCUCACCAACGCCUCCCGUGUCCGGUGGCUCGUCACCCACACACCCGCACAGUAGCCGGCCCGUCUCCGGUAAUGGCGACCGGGACAGCAACGGAGCACCCAUCCCCCGCCUUAAGAGCCCAAGUGUGCUUGAAUGUGUGCUACAGCCCCUAGACCAGAAGAUCCGCGAGUAUGACCAGAUCAUGCGAAGGGAGCAGGAAGAGGUCAAACGUCUAGAUGAGGAACUCCGCAUCCUCCAGGAGCGCCGCGCAGAAACGGAGAAGCGGUUUGGCGACGCUAAAGCCAAGCACGACGAGUAUCAACGGCAGUACGCGGACGUUGAGCGUGCCAUGUCGGGCGAGCUGCCCAUGUCGCCUCCUAGAGAGAUCCAGCCACUGCAGCGCCCAACCACGAUGGCAGGCCCCGGACCGCAGCAACGGCCCAUGAGUGCGCGACGCUUUGGGGAUGACGUCGAAGGUGAGGAUGACGAGGACUAUGAGGACUUCGCCGCACCACCUUUCGGACCGGGCCGUCGCAUCAACUCACAGCAGUCCUUCAGUCGCGCAUCGCAGAAGACGGGCAAGGAACGGUUCCGGUUCAGCAGCCUGUUCGGCGGUAACCGAUAGAGUCGCUACCUUCCGCGCCGCGUCAUGCGCAUUCCUCGUCCUCGACCUUGGGUCGAGUAUGAUACGUACCAUCCCCCUCGUCCAUAUUCUGAAUGCGAUGGACGAUUUCGCAAUUUUUAUGAUGAACUAAGCGAUACAUCCUAGCUGAGUGGCAUGAGUUUCAGACUGUAACAAAAAAAUUAUGGGUUAAAACAGCACACAUAGAGUUGGUCUAACGUUACGUUUACGUCAUGUCACGACUUGUUAUGAUCCCAUUCCCGUUCAACCAACAUAUUUAGAAAGAGCAUGAUAAUGAUAGCGGUCACCGAAUCAGCUGCCCCUUGGGUUAGGUUACUUUAGUAUACAAACAAUAAUGAAGCGCUCAUUCUACCUUUCUGACUGACA
Messenger RNA from Xylaria bambusicola, 1913 nucleotides. RefSeq lists its product as uncharacterized. The record is from RefSeq and is a predicted model, not a curated record. Lineage: Eukaryota; Fungi; Ascomycota; Sordariomycetes; Xylariales; Xylariaceae. Bases 420 to 1529 code for a protein of 369 amino acids. The transcript has a single exon.